Onthophagus taurus is the source of this 2718-nucleotide messenger RNA. RefSeq names its product cell division cycle protein 21 (gene Cdc5). Gene Ontology annotation, cellular component: spliceosomal complex; Prp19 complex. NCBI's taxonomy places the organism in Eukaryota, Metazoa, Arthropoda, Insecta, Coleoptera, Scarabaeidae. Gene Ontology annotation, biological process: regulation of transcription by RNA polymerase II; mRNA splicing, via spliceosome. Gene Ontology annotation, molecular function: DNA-binding transcription factor activity, RNA polymerase II-specific; RNA polymerase II transcription regulatory region sequence-specific DNA binding. The record is from RefSeq and is a predicted model, not a curated record.
GGUAUGAAAUUGACAACCUCCAUCACAAACAACUAAUUUGAGGUUAUAUUGGAAUUCGCUUUGACAUUUCAAGUUGUAGUGAAUAAACACCAACAAAAUGCCGCGAAUUAUGAUUAAAGGGGGUGUUUGGAGAAACACCGAGGAUGAGAUAUUAAAAGCGGCUGUAAUGAAAUAUGGUAAAAACCAAUGGUCAAGAAUCGCAUCGCUUUUGCAUAGAAAAUCGGCUAAACAAUGCAAAGCGCGUUGGUUUGAAUGGUUAGAUCCGAGUAUUAAAAAAACGGAAUGGUCUCGAGAAGAAGACGAAAAGCUUCUUCAUUUAGCGAAAUUAAUGCCUACUCAAUGGAGAACCAUCGCCCCAAUAAUCGGGAGAACAGCCGCUCAAUGUUUAGAAAGAUACGAAUAUUUAUUGGAUCAGGCCCAAAAGAAAGAAGAAGGAGAAGAUGCCGCCGAUGACCCCAGAAAAUUGAAACCAGGCGAAAUUGAUCCUAACCCCGAAACAAAACCAGCUCGACCUGAUCCCAAAGACAUGGACGAAGACGAAUUGGAGAUGCUAUCUGAAGCUAGAGCUAGAUUAGCAAACACCCAAGGUAAAAAGGCGAAAAGAAAAGCACGCGAAAAGCAAUUAGAAGAAGCUCGACGACUUGCAGCUUUACAAAAACGUCGGGAACUUCGCGCCGCGGGUAUUGAAGUUUCAUCGAGGCGUAAGAAAAAGCGUGGUGUUGAUUACAACGCGGAAAUUCCGUUUGCAAAGAAACCAGCUUUGGGUUUUUAUGAUACCUCUAAAGAAAUUAUCGACCCCAUGGCUCCAGAUUUCUCGAAAAUGCGCCAACAAAACCUCGACGGGGAAUUAAGAAGCGAACAAGAAGAACGCGAGAGACGCAAAGACAAACAAAAAUUAAAACAAAUGAAAGAAAACGAUAUCCCUUUGGCAAUGUUAAAUAAUCAAGAACCAGCAAAGAAGCGUUCAAAAUUAGUAUUACCCGAACCGCAAAUUUCCGAUCAAGAAUUACAACAAGUUGUUAAAUUAGGUAAAGCAAGUGAAGUCGCUAGAGAAGCUGCCGCUGAAAGCGGCGUUGAAACAACCGAUACUUUAUUAGCGGACUAUUCAAUUACCCCUCAAGUUGCCGCCACUCCAAGAACUCCAGCCCCACAAACAGAUCGAAUUCUACAAGAAGCUCAAAAUGUAAUGGCGCUAACUCACGUUGACACCCCGUUAAAAGGUGGUUUAAACACACCAUUACAUAAUUCAGAUUUUAGCGGGGUUUUACCACAAAGCCAAGUUGCCGCGACUCCAAACACAGUUUUAGCGACCCCUUUUCGAUCCGCACGAAACGAUGGCGGCUCGAAUACUCCAGGAAGUAUCGGGUUUUUGACCCCAAAAAGUGGAGCGAUCGUUCCCGUUGCACAACAACAGGGUGAUUUUACCCCAACUACAGUACGCGAUAAAUUAAACAUAAAUCCCGAAGAUAACUUAGAAGUUGGUUCAACUCCCGCGCAACAUCGUAAUUACCAAGUUUCCAUCAAAGAACAAUUAAAAUUGGGGUUGAGCACCCUUCCAGCGCCGAAAAAUGAUUACGAAAUCGUCGUUUCCGAACGCGACGAUGAAGAAACUCCAGAAACGGCGAAAACUCACCAAAUUGAAGAUCAGGCCGAUGUCGAUGCGCGCCGGGAGGAAGAAAUUAGGGAAAAAGCGGCUAAAGAAUUAGCUUUAAGGAGUCAAGUGAUUCAAAGAGAUUUUCCAAGACCUCAAGAACCCAAUUUAGCGGUUCUGAGACCACCGGGUGAUAGUUAUUCAUUAACAGAUAUGCAAAAAGCUGAAGAAUUAAUUAAAAAAGAAAUGGUAACAAUGUUGAUCUAUGAUGGAAUUAAAAAUCCUCUACAAUCAAUAGGAAAGCGUCAAACGAUAUCUCAAGCUCAACAACUGUCAUAUUUAGAACAAAAUCCGCAUGAUAAUAUAACCGAAAAUGAAUUAGAAGUGGCGAAAAUGUUAUUAAAAAAAGAAAUGGAUGUUGUUAAACAUGGCAUGAAUCAUGGUGAUUUAUCCAUGGAUGCUUAUACUCAAGUUUGGGAGGAAUGUUUAAGUCAGGUUUUGUUUUUACCCAAUCAAAAUAGAUACACAAGAGCGAAUUUAGCCAGCAAAAAAGAUCGACUGGAAUCUUUGGAAAAACGUUUAGAACAAAACCGAUUGCACAUGUCAAAAGAAGCGAAACGCGCCGCAAAAAUGGAGAAAAAAUUAAGGAUUUUAACCGGCGGUUACCAAACUAGAGCGCAAACUUUAAUAAAACAAUUACAAGAACUUUACGAGCAACGAGAUCAAGCUCAUUUGGAAUUAAACACUUUCAAAUUUUUACAAGAACAAGAAAAAGCCGCUUUACCAAGAAGGAUUCAAUCGUUAACCGAAGAUGUUACGCGACAAAUGGAAAGAGAAAGGGAGUUGCAACAAAAAUAUGGACUGUUGCAAGAUCAAAUAAGGGAAUUGCAAGAAUAUGAAAUGCAAAUUGUUCAAGAACAGAAACAACAGAUGGAAGAGAACAUUUCGGUUGUACAAAAACCAGUUGAUUUUCAGGAUGAAAUUGAAAAUCAGGAUGAUGGGGAGGAGAACACUGAAGAUAAAGGAGAUGAAAUUGUGGAUGAAGUAGAAUAAGAUUUUUUUUGUAGAGAUUUCAUUGUAUGAUACAUUAUUUGACAAAAAUAAAAAAAAAUUAGAGCUAAAUUAAA